Molecule: messenger RNA, 11052 nt
Organism: Malaya genurostris
Lineage: Eukaryota; Metazoa; Arthropoda; Insecta; Diptera; Culicidae
Gene: Fas1
Product: fasciclin-1
Exons: 16
Coding region: 831-3050 (739 amino acids)
Biological process (GO): cell adhesion; extracellular matrix organization
Cellular component (GO): extracellular matrix
Molecular function (GO): cell adhesion molecule binding
Source: RefSeq, a predicted model, not a curated record
GUUCGUUCGGUUUAGAACUUGUUUUGAGGUUUUGGUUGCUUGCCGGCUGCUGAUCGACACUUUCUUUCUCUGGUUCCGUGCGAUAUUCCGACUGGGGAAAUAGUGGUGUGUAGGCGGCGUUUUCAUAAAUAGUCGCCUCGGUUACCGUUCCGUCCUGGUGGUCACCCAGGUUCGUUUGUUCGAUCAAACAUUUGACGGUGCGAAGUUUUACCGGUAUCGUUUUGACGUUCGGUUGGUGCCGCUCGUUCCGGUCGUCAUCGUCGAGGCGAGUGGUGGUCCGUCGAGUGUGUUGUAUUCUGCAGAAGGGUCACUAUUCUGGCCGUUCAGGCUUCAGUUUUUUGUCUGUGACCGAUCGGUGGUGUGUGACGGAAGUACGGAACCUCUAUUUUUUUUCGUUGUUAUUUCGCGUGUCCGCAUGUUCCUACACAUUGUGUAUUGUGUUUUCGGAUUCACGUUAACUGAAAGGAAGUUGAUUGAAUAAUUGCAUUUUUGUUUUGUUCGCUCAUUUCGUCGGGUUUUGGGGGCUUGUGUUGGCAAUUUUGCGCAACGACAACAGUGGAAAGGUGAAUGAUUCACCGUUUCCCAGCACUAGGCAUUCAACGUUCAGUUCGAUAGCCAGCCAAGCGGGCUCGGUGAGAAAUAGUUGUUGCAACAACAACAACAACAAGGAAUACAGAAAAAAUAAUAAUCCAAGAGCCAAGCAGUGAAGUGGUUUGCGUGAGUGAUCAUCAAAUAAGUGGACCGAUCUUGCAGGUGUGUUUUAUUGGUGGUUGUGCGCUAUAGAAAAAGUGUUGGAUAAAAGAAAAACGAUCGGUGAAGUGCCAUACAACAUGAUCACCGCCGCGUUCAGAUGGGUUGGUGUUGGUGGAGCCGUUGAUCGAGGGCCAAUCGGCACCACCACCACCACCGCUACAGCGUUUCUGGUACUGCUGAUGGUGGCAACCGUAGCGUCCAGAACACCGAUCUCGAUGACUUUGGAGGAGCACAUAAGCGACGAUCCGGAUUUGUCACAGUUCUACGAUCUUAUCGAGAGGAAUCCAAUUGCUUCGGCCGCCCUGAAGCUGCGAGCGUUGACCAUCUUUGCUCCGACCAAUCAGGCGUUCCAGCGUUAUCUCGGCAAUAAAACGGUGGUGCUGUAUCACAUCUCGACCGUUGCGACACCCCUCGAGCAGCUCGGCCCGAUGAUUACGUCCGACUACGACGGCAACCCGCCGAUCUACGUGACCAGACGGAGACAUCUGAACGGCACCGAAGACAUCUACGUCAACAAUGCCAAAAUCAUCCGCCAGCGGUCCAACGUACAACUGACAAAUCAGCACGGCAAGAAGCAGGUGUUGCACAUUAUUGAUGACGUUCUGACACCGUUGACAGUCAAUCCAUCAACCUCGUUCGAGCUGUACAAUCCCGAUGCCUUCCAGUUCAUUCAGCAUGCCGAGAAUCUGGACAUCAAUCAACAUCGAAUUCGCUCAUUCCGCCAAAAGAUUGUGAUGGUGAGAAAGGAGGACAUUUACAAGGCGGUCGGUGGUCAUACUUUCCUGAUUCCAGUUGAGGAAGGUUUCAAGCCACCACCGCGCCCAGACAUGAUUGAUCGCAAGGUCAUCGAUGGACACGUGAUUCCUAAUCAUGUCAUUUUUACGGCACCGGCACCGCUCGACGACCCGCUGGAAACGCUUGCGUUCGAGGACAAUCUGAAGGUGACGGUUACCUUCUUCAAACAGGGCGAAGGAAAGAAUGCUAAGGUCUACGUCCGCUCAAACACGGUGAUCGGCGAUUCGCGGCACGCAUCCGGUGCCGUACUGGCGGAGAUCGUCAAAGCCAACAUACCGGUCCGCAACGGAGUGGUCCAUCUGAUUCACCGGCCGCUGAUGGUCGUGGACACCACGGUGCUGCAGUUCCUGGAGCAUUUCAAAACCCACGACUUCUACAUUCACGAUUCGGAAGAAGACGAGUACUCGGUUUCGCCCAGCGGGCCCGAAAAGGAAAAAGAAGACGGACCGCUGUUCAAGUUCUACGAGCUGAUCGCCGAUUAUGCGCCGGACUUUUUCAAAACCAUGGCCAACCUGCAGCAGAUGACACUGUUCGCACCGAGCAACGACGCCCUGAGUCAUCCGAUUGUCCAUAACUUCAUACGUAAUUUAACUCAAAACAUAACUAGAGGUUUCGACGGAAACGAACAUUCGCUUGGGAAUCGUGAUAAGCUGCGAGAGAUUCUCAACCUACAUCUGGUACGCGACAGUAUCACGACGGACAAAAUCCGCAAGAACAACCAAAAUCAGAUCUACCAGAUUCCGACCGGGGCGGAUAAAAAGUUCCUGUACUUCAACGUCAUCACCAACCGGUACGACCACAACCAGACGAUUACGGUUGAGGGCGGUGGCGUCAAUGCAACGAUUAUACUCAGCGAUAUCGCCGCUACCAACGGCUAUCUGCACAUCAUCGACCGGGUGCUCGGCAUUCCCUACAUGACCGUCCAGGAGAAGAUUGAAACCGACCCGAUGCUAAACCUCACGUACCAGUUCGGACGUCUGAACCAGUUUAACGAGCAACUGAACAAAACGACGAAACGCUUUACCUACUUCAUCCCCCGCAACAAGGCAUGGAUGCAAUGGUUCCAGGAGCACCAAGGGGCCAACCUGAACAGUUUCCUGACCGACAUUUACCAGACAAGAUCCGUACUGGAGCGCCAUCUGGUCGUAGCGGACCGAGUGUUUACCAUGACGGACCUGAAGAGCAUGUCCAACGAUUCGCUCAUCCUGCCAACGGUUGGACCGCAUAACCUUCAGAUCCGAGUGAAGGAGGAGGAUCGAACCGAAGACGACUAUUCGAGUUCGUUGCAGUCCGGAUUCUUCAUCCAGUGGAAGGAGACGGGCAAGUGGAUUCCGGUGUUCCGACCGGACGUCGAGUGCACGAACGGUAUAAUUCACGUGAUCGACAGCCCACUGGUGCGGGACCAUGACAUCACGACCAGCGGGACCAGCAGAAACAGCUACGGAACCAUCGUGCUGACGUUGGCCAACACGAUCCUGCUGGCGGCUAUGGCAUUCCUUUAAGGAUGGUCUGCCCGAUGGAUGGUAGCUAGCUAGGAGCUUCGUUUAACUAUAGAUAUUCGAAAGUGUAACGGAGAAUGAACAACAGCAACAACAACAAAAGUCGAAAAAUUACAAAAAUAAGAAGAAGAAGAAGUAAAAGGAUUCCAACGGCAUGGAGAUAGACAAUUCAAGCAAGCAUCGUAGACUCUGCCGGGGUCCUCUAGGAAUUCGUUCACUCAUUCACUGGCAUGAUGGUAGCGACCGAAAUUGUGAAGCGUGGAAACAAGCAAAAAAGACGACAACUAAGACUAAUAUUAGAUGAUGACGAUGUGGAUUAUGUUUUAGCUAGUGACAUCUAUUGAGGGAAAUCCCUACCGUUCGGCAAACAUUUCUCUACCCACAUGAACCGACCGAGCUGCAGUUCCGAGAAAUGAAAAUAUUUUCCUUGCUAUCUUUCACGUCAGAAAUUUUCUCCGAGAUGCUUCGGUCGUGUCGGAAUCACCGCGUUUAAAGUAGUAGAAUAGAAUCGAAACCAGAAGCUUACUCGGUCGGUCAUAUUUUCACUCGAAGGCAAUCGAAGGUUGCUUUUCUACGGUUUCUCCACGAAAACCAAACAUUAGGAUAAGUAAUAAAAACCAGUAGGCAUGAGGAUCGUUUUUUUUUUGCGCUUUCCCGCUCACAAUAUAGAAUCUCUAGAAUCCUCACACUCACACAAACACACACAAUGACACUAAAGACAAAAUACUGCCGAAAAAUAUUGAAUCAGACGAUCGAAUUAAUACAACAGGAUCUUAAACAGGUACUUUUCACCGUAUAUAAAUUAGAACUUAAAUUAGCAUAGAUUCUACUUGCAUUCAAACAUGGACUGCGUCAAAAAGUAUUUCCGGAUCGAUUUCGGAUCCAUGUCGAGACAACAACAAAAAAAAAUAAAUCAUCACAACUCGCCCUGUCCACAGUCCACUCCAUGAUGAAUCCAGAUAGCAAAGGUAGAAAAAAAAAGUCCGAAUCGCUGAUAAAUUAAUGGAAUUGGUGAGAAAAUAUAUUGAUAUUAAUUUUGAGGAAGAACUCUUCCGGUUCCCUUAUAACAAAUCCCCUUCCCAUUCCAGUUUGCUAGCGAGUUUUUUCUUCUACUUUUUUCCAUUAUUUAUUAUAAUCUAACUGUCUGACAUUCGCGAAUACACAGGAAAAAAAAUUCAGUAUGCUGAGAGUGUUUUCUAGAAUGGCCUGAGAGUGUUUUCUAGAAUCGCCAGUAGAAUAACCGUUAUGUACUGUAUGGAACUAGGAUAAGAAAAAAUGAAUUACGGAGCGGAUCCGUUUUCUUUUUUUUUUUUGGUAUUGAUUAGAGAUAAUUGAAUCAAAAGGAAUGUCGCGAAGAAUGCAGCAAACGAUGUACGAUAAAGUUUCCCAUUCGCAUGGAUUUCCGUUGUCGCUGUUAUUGUUUGUUUUGAAGUGAAACCAAAAAGCAAUGAAAUGGGACUGGGAAACAAGAAUUCUUGCAAGUAGGAGGCAGUUUCUCAUUUCAACUCCCGGUUUGUUUUACUGUAUUACAAGUAGAUGGUAAAGCUUCUCAUAAAUGCGAUGUGACACCUGAUGCUACAAGCGAACUGAUUGAAGCAUAUAUAAAAUAUGGAAAGAGAAAUUCAAAUGAAUCACAGGAACAAGAAUAUUUCGAGGAUAAGAUUAAGAAAACAGCUUGUCUAGUCCAAUUGAGCUCGAACGAUAUUUUUGGCUUAUUAAAUAACUUCAUGUAAAAGGACAAGAUAGUUUUCAUAAUGAAUAUGUACUUUGAUUAGCAACAAUGCUUGUGUGGAGUACCUUUUUUAUAGCGAGUUUGAACCAUAUUCAGAGAUUCCAGAUCUGCAGAUUUAUCUGUAAAUCUGAAGAUUUUUUCGCUGCAGAUUUUUUUAAAGAUUUUCGCAGACAUUUGUCAAAAUUGGCAAAGCCAAAAUUGGUAUAGCAUUUCUUUUAGUGUAAUUUGAUCUUCGGUUUCAACCACUCAAAUAAAAAUUCACGUUCGAUUCACUUGAAAAAUCACGUAAACUGGUUUCAAAUGUCAAAUUGAAUAUUUUACGUGACGAAAAUGAAUGUUACACGAACAUCCCCUAAAAUGAAUAGAGCCAUCACAUAAGAUUUACGUGAAUCGACCAAACGUCAAACAAUCUACGUGAAUUUCCAGUGUGAAAAACUCGAUUUCGAAAAUGGCGAACAGUGGCCCUCAAAGUGCGAGAAAUGUUAUUUAAUCACAAUUUUUUACUACAUCGACCGGACCAUUCCAGUAUGAAAGUUUCCAUGUGUUCGACUGGACCGAGUGUCUGCGUGAGUCCGGAAGUGUGCCGGCUCCUGUUGAAUGCUUCAAACAGGCCGUUGGUCUACCGAAAAACGAGUUCAGAAUCGGUAUGAAGCUAGAGACAUUGGACCCAUGUAAUGCGAACUCAACCUGCAUUGGUAGUGUUGUGGGAGUUCUCGGAUCUCGACUUUGGCUUCGGUUGGAUGGCAGUGACAACAAAACGAUUUCUGGAGGCUUGUCGAUUUGAGAUCCUACGACGUUAUUAGUUGCUUUUUAUUUUCAGCCGUUAAAAUUCUAUGCUAAUUUUCUGAAAUAAAUGCUUUAUUUUUCUUGCAUUUUUCAUUUCCUAGAUUUAUAUAAAUAUCUAUCUCCCUUUUGACUUCAACCAGCAUAUAAAAUAGUAAUUCUCUGGUAUCUAAAUUUUACAUGAACUGAUAGGUAAAUGUGAUAUGAGCAGUACAUUAUAUUUUACCUAUGAAACACGUAGCUUUUACUGGAUUAUUCAUUAAACAGUUUUUAAUUGCCAGUCCAUUAAAAUCUACGUGAAAAGUAGGAUGGAAAAUAGUCACAUAACUUUCCACGUAACUAUAACAUGAUUAUUAUUUUGAGUGACAGACUUCGCAGUCGAUUCAUUGCAUACGAAAUCGUCAAAAUUGGCACUUUUAUGUCGUUUUCGCAUGCGAAAACUAAAACUGAUCUAGAGUAGUUUCCUCAAGUAAACACUUUUCACGAAACUGUGUUGGAUUCUCACUUAGCAACACUUGGAACUAAAAUCAGGUUUGAAACUGAUUCGGUUUUCAGUUCAACAACGUUGAAACUAGGUUCGAAACUAGCUUCAAACAAACGGUUUGACAGCAGUUAGAGUGGAAAAUGGGUUAGGUUUGGGCGUCCAGCAAAAAUGACAUCAGAAUUGCCGCGAUUUAUUUUUCUCGCCAAGCUCGUUUGCGUAUAAAUGAAGUUCAGCUAUUAAAAUGCCAUCGUAGGAAGCUUUGCUUCCUUUUUUCAUUGUCACAGCAAACAUCAGUGACAGUUCAGUAGGACUCGUAAGCAAUGCCGAACGCUGAUGCUUUUGCAUAUGCUUUACUCGAAAAUGUUCACCGAGCUUAAGCAUGCGAUAUCAACAGCAGUGUAAGUGUAAAAAGUUUCAUCAAUUUGUAAGAAAAUGGCAGAAAAUACUGUUAAAACUAAGUCGAAUAAAAGACCAAAACCAGUAACAACUAAGCUGUUAUUUUGGAAAACACGAAGGAGGUGAGUUUGAUUGUAUAUAUGGAUAUCGAUGAAUGUAUAUGAUGCGCACAGAAAUUCUUGGCGCGAAUCUUUAUUAAUUUCUACAUAACUUUAGCAUCCGGUACUGGUAAACUGUCAUUCUAGUUUAAAGAGCGGAACGACCGAAUUAAAACCGAUUUUCUGAAACCUUUGACGUAAGCAAAAAAGCAAGCAUCCAAAGCACAUGCCUACUGUGGUUCUGCUAUAAUCAUGACUUGAGCUUUGAAACUUAUUACCACAUUUUCAAUGGUUUUUAACCAUUGUAAACAAUUUCUAUUCCAUGCAAUUGAAAUGUGUGAUGUAUUAUUUCGUUUUGUUGUAAUAAGAAAAUACUAAUGAUUUUUCUCACAGAUUUUAUUUGAUGGAGUAAAAAAAAAACGACGUUGUGUUCUAACACCUCGUUGUUCGUAUACAGUUUCGAUCACAAAUUUUUGAGUGACACUUCAGAGAUAAACAGUCAGAAGAAUACGAAUUUCGCUAAAUUUCGGAACAUCGAAAGAAGUAUCAGCUAUAUCAAGUGGCCGUUGAGCCGUUGAUAAAAGUUCGGUUAAGCAAAUCACGUCUUCUAGGUGGACACUAAUUAAGCCAGUCAGCAUCCAUGGAUUACCGUUCGCAGCCCUCGAAUGGGAAGGACUCCGGAAAGUAAUUGAUCUAUUGCUGACAGCGCACGAUUUAUUUGUAAAUAGACGGAGUAUUACAACACACCUAAAAAAUACCGCUAUGGUGCUAGAUCAGAUAAUUGCUGACGAAACAUCUCAGAAGAUGGUUUGCUUGAAACUAGAUACUGUUCAUUUAGGGAUUAGCCAAAUUUUGUGCUAUGGCACAUAACCGUUUUUAUUAUUUUUACGUUUCUUCUUUGACUAAUCAGUGCAGAGCAGUUCAAAUUGAACUGCUUAUUGCUAAACUCGGCAGUUCAAUUUGCACCGCUAAGCAGACAUAAAGUUUCUGCUACUUACAGAACACUUUUUGUUUUGCAACGAAGUGCAAUGUCUUUUCUGACGUGCCGAACGAAAAUGUGCUUUCGACUAUUUCUGGCCGAUGCAGGUUAGUCGAAUAGUCAAAAACACGUUUUCGUUCGGCACGUCAGAAAAGACAUUGCACUUCGUUGCAAAACAAAAAAUGUUCUGUAAGUAGCAGAAACUUUACGUCUGCUUAGCGGUUCAAAUUGAACUGCCGAGUUUAGCAAUAAGCAGUUCAAUUUGAACUGCUUUGCACUGAUGAGUCAAACACGAAACGUAAAAAUAAUAGAUACUGUUUCUAAAAUGUACAGAAGGUUUUUGGGAGUAAAUUUCCAAUAUCUGUCGGAAGAGGGCAUAAUCGUAAAACGUACACUCGGUAAGAUUAUCUUUUCUCGAUUUUUUAAAAGUUUCUUCAUAUUUUGAUUCAAUAUUUUGCCAGUUGUAACAUAAUCUUUAACAAGUUCAAGAAAAAAACAUUUGUUAAUAUUGUUUAAACAUCGAGUAUCGAGUUUACAAUAAAUCAAACGAUCAAUUUCUCAUAUAGUGCCGUCCUACGUUCACAGAAAAAAUAAUUUAAUACGAACUUUUAUUGAUUGACCAAUCAAUGGAUCACCGAAUUGGCAGUAGUCAAAAAUUUCACAAUUUUUCAUAUAUGUCCACCUUACGCUCGCCAAAAAUGUCCGAGAAAUUUAAUUUUGUUAACUAUUGAUUCAUCGAUUAGUUAAAAAAUGGACUUUUCAUAAGUCAAAAUAUUUACAAUUUUCUAUAUUGAGCUGCUGGAAAUGUCCAAAAUUACCAUACUCAGCUAAGCUAUCCAAACACUUUAACGACCUGCCGCAGCUGACAAAGUUCGGUUCAUCCGAAGCAAACAGUCUAUAGUACUCGAAUCGGAUGUUCAUGAACAUACUAGUAACGAUCAAUGUAAUAAAACUUCAUUCAAUUCAAUUGAAACCGAAUUUGAAACACACUGACGAUCUCUCUACUGCAGUAAAUUCCACACUCUGAUCAAAUAUCAUCAAAUCAAAGCUCAGUUUAACCACCGUCAGUUGAUCUCUUGCAGUAACAAAAUAUCUCUUUCGAUAGUGUGAAAGCGGCAUUCAAAUGAGGUUUAUGUAAACAUUCGAAUUGGUUCAAGAUAAUAGUCAGGUAGCUGAAAUAUAAAUUACAGAAUACACAUAAAUAAAUUGUUUCCUUCUUCAGUUUUCAUUUUUCGAACUUUACUCCAUUUAUAAUUCUAUUCAUUCGAACUUACUCACUACCAACAGCGAAGACAAUAAAGCAGCUAGACUAUUUGGUCAGUUUCAAGUGCCAAAGCAAAACUACAAAUGACUAUAGGUACGAUUAUUCAACUGAUGAUGAAUUCUGGGAGCUUCACUUGAAAAUGACAGCAAAAGUCAAAUGAAUUUGUAUCGACAUGCUGACGGUCAGUGGCGAUAAAUUUCAGUUUUUUUUUUUUUUUUUUCAUAAAUACGUUUAUUUCAUAGGCAAUAUACAUAAGUUUUUCUUCGCCGUGGCAUCCACAAUACAUAGUAGUUUAAACCUAAUACAUUUCGAAUAUCAAAAUUUCAGUUUUCAUCUGAUAUUAUUCGAUUGAAAAUGAUAUUUUACCGCACACAUCUGAUAUUAUUCGAUUAAAAAUGAUAUUUUACCGCACUGGUAACGAUAGGCUCACACAAACUAAAGCAUCGCUUCUUGGUUCGGUGAAGCUUGCUCGAACGAUGGUAUCGGCAAAUUUAUACUCGCGAUGGUGGUUCGCUUUUUGGUUCGGAACGAACAGGUUUUGCGAUUGAUUCAACUUGAGGCAACUUGAGGCAACCAUGAGACAAAGUCUGCGAAAACCAUUCCUACUGAACUGUCAGCCAUCAUAAACUUGAGUUUAUUUGUGUCGUAACGGUUGGAAAACCCCAAACUAUCAAUUUAGUUUUGUUUUUUGUUUCUAACGAAGGCGAACAUCGAAAAUCCAGCGAAUUUGAAAUUCUGUCUCAAAUCGUUUCACCAACAAAAGUUCCCCUACCGAUUCGACCAAAUGUAUGCCAAUGUCCGUCCUGUCCAAUACUGCCAAUCAUUCCACGCGGAAUUUAUUCCGAUCUGACUUUAUGACUGUUAACUGAAUAAAAGUGCUUCACUAGUUCUGCUAUUCGAUAGUUCAAAAUUAACCGAUUGAAAGUCCCUGCUCCACAUCAAGAUGAAAAAAUCAAGAAGCAUUUAUUUGACCUAACCUCAAUCAGUUAGUGUGCCUUAUUGGAGAAAGUGAUGAAUCGAUACAAAAAAUUAUUGCAAUGUUAUAAGUCUAUCCUUCUUCCCGAAAACCUAUGCUCUCUGUUUUCCCCAUCCCCCCUCGUACGGAACUGGAAUGGACAUUGGCGUCUAUUUGCGAACCAAAUUAGAUUUAGUACAAGUAAAUAGACUCAUUCUAGAGAUUUUCGUUAGGGUAGUACCGACUAAAAUGAGCAGUAAUAAGAAAGAAAACGAAAGCGAAAUCAUUAAUGUGACAAAUUUGUUUGUAACGUAGUUUAAGUACACUUAUUGCCUUUUCAUAUGAAAGAUAAUAAGGUUAAAUCAUGAGCUAUUUUAAUGUCAGAUGAUAAAGUUUAACCUGAUUGAAGGAACACAAACCGAACUACGGAAGGUAUUUUGAAUACACCGCGCUGUUCGGGACGUAUUCGCUUUUGUUUCUAUCACUCCUAUAUUCUAUAUUUCAUUAAAUCGUGAUGAGAUCUAUGUAUUUUUUGUGCUAAGAUUAUUUGGAGCAUUUACUGAAGAUUGCGAAGAAGCUGAUAUUUAUGCUGUAGACGCUGAAGCACAUAAGAACGUAUGUUUAAGAGCUAUAUAUUUUUAAAACGUACACGUGUUAGUUGAGUCAGUGCUAUUUUCGAUAUUAUGUCUAAUAGAAAUAAACCAAAAACCUAGCCGAUUGGAACGAAAGAUUAAUUUUAUAGUAGUAUCAGAAGGUGUUUGCUUGUAAUCACGGGUCUACCGCACUCGGUUGACACCAGAAGCUGAGGAAUUGCAUACGGAAUUGUGUAAAAACAAAAAAAAACUAUGGAAGCGCUAAUUACAAACCUUAAAAAAUAAAACAAAAACCACGACGGUUCAUCCAUUUUCUAGUUCAAAAUGUAGCAGAACCCAAUUUUUCGAUAUCUGGAAUGAAUGGCAAAAAAAAAAACAAAACAAUAGUAAAAUCGUUGAUGUAAUGAGAAUAAUUCAAUUAAAAAAACCAUUGUUACGAACAAACGAAAAGUGGGUUGAUGAAAAAAACAAAACAAAUGAAUAUAAACUGUAUCGAAUUCGUAUGGAAGUGAUUGUAUAAAUUAUCACGUAAGUCCAACUCAGUAGCUUACUAGAAUUUCGAUGUAGAUAAAACAAAACAAAACAUAAAAAAAAGACACACACACACACAUUAACAACUUUACACAUUCAGAAUUGCGCGGAAAUAAUCCAUACCCGGAGACUAUGUGAAUCAAAUGAAGCGAUAAUAAACUAUUCAUAAAGCUAAGAUUGAUAUAUGAAA